This is a messenger RNA of Phaedon cochleariae (mustard beetle), 2691 nucleotides long. Lineage: Eukaryota; Metazoa; Arthropoda; Insecta; Coleoptera; Chrysomelidae. The record is from the annotation of a GenBank genome assembly.
AUGGCGCCUGUGCCCCGACCAGGUAGCCUGAGAGACCCAGAUAUAGCCGAUCUUUUCUUCAAGCAUGACCCAGAAAAGAUCUUUGAAGAUCUGAGAGAGAUCGGCCAUGGUAGCUUCGGGGCAGUCUACUAUGCCAGAUGUUUGAUCAACAGAGAAAUCGUUGCCAUCAAGAAGAUGUCCUAUCUAGGCAAGCAGAGCUUGGAGAAGUGGCAGGAUAUUUUGAAGGAGAUCAGGUUUCUUCAGCAGUUGAACCAUCCAAACACCAUUGAAUAUAAAGGUUGUUAUCUCCGGGAUAAUACAGCAUGGCUGGUGAUGGAAUAUUGUCUAGGUUCAGCUUCUGAUAUAAUAGAAGUUCACAAGCGACCAUUGAGAGAAGAAGAGAUUGCUGCCAUCUGUGAUGGUGUAUUGCAUGGACUGAGUUAUCUUCAUGAACUUGGGAAGAUUCAUCGGGAUGUGAAAGCAGGAAAUAUUUUAUUAACUGAAAAUGGAACUGUGAAACUUGCUGAUUUUGGUAGUGCUUCUAUUAAAUGCCCAGCAAAUUCAUUCGUUGGAACUCCAUAUUGGAUGGCCCCUGAGGUCAUUUUAGCGAUGGAUGAGGGGCAAUAUGAUGGUAAAGUAGAUGUUUGGUCUCUAGGCAUAACCUGUAUAGAAUUAGCUGAGAGGAAGCCACCCUAUUUCAACAUGAAUGCAAUGUCGGCCCUUUAUCAUAUUGCUCAAAACGAAUCACCAACUUUAUCUUCUUCCGAAUGGUCGGAUGUCUUCAAACAUUUUGUAGAGGCUUGUUUACAGAAAUCUCCAAGUCAUCGUCCCAACUCUUCAAAACUCCUAACUCAUCAGUAUGUCACAAGGAAUCGUUCAUCUAACGUUUUGAUAGAUUUAAUACAACGUACCAAGGCUGCAGUCAGGGAUCUAGACAAUCUGAACUAUAGGAAAAUGAAAAAAAUACUGAUGAUAGAAAAUUGUGAAACUGAGAGUACUAUUGACGUUGAUGAUACUCCUGACGAACAUACUGGUGGUGAUAGUUCCAAAAGCAAUUCAGUUACUUCUGAACAAAGUGUUCAUUCUGUGGGUGUUUCUGCCAGUAGUCAAUCAAGUAGCACCAACAGUUUGCCCGCAGGUGGUGAGGAUGGAACCAGUAGAAGACACCGAUCCAUGAACCAUGCUGCUGUUGCAGUAAUAUCCGAUCAUGGAACCAACAAUUUUGCUACCAUUAGAACCACUAGUAUUGUUACCAAGCAGCAAAAAGAACACAUGCAAGAGGAGAUGCAUGAGCAGAUGUCAGGCUACAAAAGAAUGCGCAGGGAGCAUCAAAGUGCCUUGUUGAAACUGGAAGACAGAUGCAAAAUGGAGAUGGAGAGUCACAAAAACCAACUUGACAAGGAGUAUGAAGUACUGCUACAGAACUUCAGUAAGGAACUAGAGAGAUUACAGGCAAAGCAUCAGCAAGAACUUGAACGCAAGCAGAAACAGAAUGCAGCUGCCGAAAAGAAGCUAGUAAAAGAUAUAUGCAGUCGACAAGAUCUGGAUAGAAAAGCAUUUGACGCCCAUAGGAAAAAAGAAUAUAAAGCGAAUAAGGAGAGGUGUAAACGGGAACUCUCCCAAGAUGACUCUACACCAAAACGACAAAAGGAUGCUACUUUGCAAACACACAAGGACAACUUAAAGUUAAUCGACGCCCAAGAAGAGCAAAGGAUGCUUCAACUCCAAAAAGAAUAUCUCGAGCUGGAGCUGCGGAAAUUCCGACGGAAAAAACUCAUGUUGUUUCAUCAGUUGGAACAAGAUUUGCUGCGCCAAGAGUUGAAUAAGCGGCAACAUCAGUUGGAGCAGGCGCAUUCCAUGUUGCUGAGACACCAUGAAAAGACGCAGGAGCUCGAAUACCGCCAGCAGAAGGCCGUACAUUCUUUGAGAGAAGAACAGGUGAAAAACCAGCAUGACACUGAGUUGGCCAAUCAAGCAGAGUACAUGAAACGAACUGAACGUGAGAUGCGGAAGAAACAUGCUUUAGAACUAAAGCAGCAACCAAAAUCAUUAAAGCAAAAGGAAAUGUUGGUUCGGAAGCAAUUCAGAGAAACGUGUAAAGUACAAACAAAGCAGUAUAAAGCCCUCAAAGCGCAAAUUCUUCUGAACACUCCAAAGGAAAGUCAAAAAGCAGUAAUCAAGAAACUAAAGGAGGAACAGAGGCGAAAGCUAGCUCUAUUGGGAGAUCAGUAUGAAACAAGUAUUGCCGAGAUGUUACAAAAACAGUGUAUAAAACUGGAUGAAAGUCAAGAGCUUCAGUGUCAGCAGAUAAAAGAGCGUUUACAUUACGAAUUAAAAAUACUAGUAGCUUACCAAAACAAAAACAAAAUGCAGGCUCAAGCACAGAGGGAUAGGGAAAAGAAUGAGCUACAAGAGCGAGUAGCUGUCAGAAAGUCAUUGUUGGAACAAAAGAUGACUGCUGAAAAUCAGAGGUUUAUUGAAGAGAGAGGCGAAAGAAUAAGAAUUCUCCAUGAGAGGCAAGAACUGGAGCUCGUAGAUUUUGACGAUGAAUCCAUGAGGCAAGGAUUUAGUGCAUUGGCUAUAGCGGAAAUGUCAAUGGCAAUAAAUGACAUGUCACAUGACAGCUACGAAGAUGAUACCAGUCUUUCAGGUUCAAUGCUGAGUCUAGCUCAUUCCAAUAGUUCGACGAGUUUUCCGCCUAAUUCGGUAUAG